Messenger RNA from Capronia coronata CBS 617.96, 1923 nucleotides. RefSeq lists its product as uncharacterized. The transcript has 2 exons. The coding region runs from base 1 to 1923 and encodes 640 amino acids. The record is from RefSeq and is a predicted model, not a curated record. NCBI's taxonomy places the organism in Eukaryota, Fungi, Ascomycota, Eurotiomycetes, Chaetothyriales, Herpotrichiellaceae.
AUGGAGGUGAUGGAGGGGAGAAGUUCGUCCAACGACUUGUCGAGUGCACCUCCCAGCGAUGAGGAAAGCACCCCAGGACCGCUCAGUCAUUUAACGACCGCAAACCACGGGGCUCGCGAUAGCAAUUCAGCAGGCACCUUUGGUGUUGCAAGUUUCGCAGGUGCAGGUGCAGGUGCAGGUGCAUCAGCCACAGGCGCAGCUGGUGGCGCACUCCGCCAAGACAAUCGUGACGCCACUGUCACCGUCACCAGCCUGACCACUGGCAACACGCUGCAGCCACCGCCAAAGCGGGUGUACAAACCUCGCAAAAAGAAGGAUCCGAAUGCCCCUCCUGGCCCUGAGAAGGAAAAGAAAGAGCGCGUUACGAACCGUCGUGCUCGUGGCGCUUCAUCUACCACCAGUGUCCCUCGCAAAAAGCCAAAACUGGAGGCAACAGAUGCAAAUAGCACCAUCGACAUUCCAGGACCACAGAGCGCAAGUCUGCAGUCAUCCACCCUGGUUCAGCCCGUCGCGUUCUCCUCUCGAUCCCCGGUCGAGUUUCGUCCCAAUGAAGCAGCCAGGCCUACAGAGACGGGCGCUCCAGUACAUGAACCUUCCACACGCUCCCAGAUGCCCUCGCAACAAUCGUACAGCUACAGUUCUAGUUUCCAGAGCGCCGUCCAAACGCCUGCGCCCCGCUCCACCGGCAUGUACGAUCCUAUCAGAUCAGUGACUCGACCUGUUGAGGGCCCUCAACCUUCUUCCGCUUCUUUGCGACCGGCUCAUACUCCCCCGAGGCCGAUAUACAACCCAAGCACAUCUCCUGCCAUCUCGGGAAUCAUCGAUCAUCCAACAGCGCAGAGCUUUAAGAGCUCGAGCAUAUCAAUCAGUCAUCAACCCAAGGUGGAACCGUCAUACGGCCAGCCCAAUGGCAGACCCACGCUUUCACCACCGAUGGCUGGCAACCCGACCCCAAUGGACCUCGACUCCGCUACUUUGGAACCUGUGCCGUCGAAAAAGGUCGUCGCUGCUUCUAAGAAGGUCGCUUCGGAGGCGCCCACUCGUGCCACGUCGCCCAAGCCAGCCCGGGCAAAAGAGCAGCCCCAUCCGCUUCCACCUGGUUCCGGUCUUCUCUCUGCCAGCCUCUUUGGCGGUGACUCAAGCAAUGGAGGGUCCCAGAAGGACUCGGGUAAAGGUCCAAAUAUUGUUUUACACAUUGAUCUGAAAGACCCCAACAACCGAGUGAUCAAUUUCGCGCGCAUGGCGGAAGAAAAGUACGGCUUUGCUGCAUUAUAUCCGCGACAAGCUGCGCAGAAAGAACGGCUGGCCAAGGUUGCGGCUGCCGGUGCUGCAUUGGAACGAUCGGCCUCGGGCAGUAAAUUCGGGGGCACGUCGGGCGGGGACAGCGGCGACGAUGACCUCAGUGUCGAUAUUGAGCGAGAUUCGGACAAUGAUGGCGACAUAGCCAUGUCAGGCGUCAACGGUGGUCAAGAGGCGGCCAACAGUGGCACCGACGGCCCUGGGCCCAAGCGACGCCGCAGAAGAAAGGUCGAAGAGUACAACCAAGACGAUCCUUUCAUCGAUGACAGCGAGUUACUAUGGGAAGCACAAGCCGCUGCCAGCAAAGAUGGAUUCUUUGUCUACUGUGGACCUUUAGUUCCUGAGGGGGAGAAACCUGCGGUUGAACGGGCGGAUGGAACCAUCAAGCGUGGCCGUGGGCGCGGCAGGGGUGGUGGUCCUGGGUCUCGCGGAGGCCGGGCAGGUGCAGCAGCAGCUGCUGCUGAAGGAGGCUCUGGUCGGAGCGGCGGACCUGGAUCUCGGGGCGGUGGAGUGACUCGCAAACCUCGGAUGACCAAGAGUGACCGAGCUCAACUGGAGAAGGAGAAGCUUCAACGUGAGAAGAUGGCGCCGCUUGUGGCUCGGCCAGCGGCAUAUCCUGGCUAG